Messenger RNA from Anneissia japonica, 1874 nucleotides. RefSeq names its product muscarinic acetylcholine receptor M4-like. Gene Ontology annotation, cellular component: membrane. Bases 233 to 1468 code for a protein of 411 amino acids. Lineage: Eukaryota; Metazoa; Echinodermata; Crinoidea; Comatulida; Comatulidae. The transcript has a single exon. The record is from RefSeq and is a predicted model, not a curated record. Gene Ontology annotation, biological process: adenylate cyclase-activating adrenergic receptor signaling pathway. Gene Ontology annotation, molecular function: G protein-coupled receptor activity.
UUAACGGUGACCAUUUCCUUAACGUAGUUAUCGAUGAUCAUUUCCGGAAUCUUCGGAUUACAUUAUAUUGAGGAUACGCACCGAAGAACGCUAAUAAUAGGCAAAGCGUUGGACUGUAAGUGCACCAGUGAUCAAACAAACCAUAUAAUCCUUUCUUUUCUUGGAUGAAGCAUAUAUUUAUUUCACCCCUCUCAGAUUGAUAACUGUACGCCUAUUGAUAAUCGCUGACACCAUGGAUCAUUCCCCAGAAGACGAACUGCAAUUUUCGCAUCAGCCACCCCUACAAAAUGACACUGAUUCAGAUAACAAAUACGUUCUCUCGACCGAAGACUGGAUAGCCUUCGUUGGACUGUGGCUAGUAACACUGUUCACUAUCGCGGGAAACACUCUUGUUAUUCUGUCUUUUAUUAGAGAUCGAAAUCUUCGAAAGAAACCUUCGAACCUUUUUUUACUUGGUUUAGCCAUAACGGAUUUGAUAACGGGAUUGGUAAGUUUACCAUUGGACAACAUGUGGCGCUAUAAAGGUGAGUGGCCCUACGGACGGUCUGUGUGUAUCUUUUGGACAUUUCUAGAUUACACGGUCACCAUCCAAUCAGCUUACAUAAUUUCGCUGAUAUCUGCCGAUCGAUAUUUUUUGGUAACAAAGGGUCUCCGUUACAAGGUAUUUCAAACACAUCGCCGAGUUCUAAUACAACUAAUUGGAACACUGUCCAUUUCGUUUGUUUUCCAUCUGGUUGCUAUCCUCUGGUUUGAAGGAACAGGAAAAGAGAAUGUUGAUUUUGAGGAAGAAUGCGAAUUAAAUGCUCUGGGAGCUCUGUCGUACGUUAUAAUUGCCGUCAUUGUGGAGUUCAUUUUGCCACUUUUAAUAGUCUGUUUUUUCAACUUAGUAAUUUAUCUACACAUACUGAGACGACUACAACAUCCCGUAAAUCAAAAUGCAUCUGAUGAUGUAGCGUUAAUGCCUUCCAAUCGAGGACUCAUCGGCACACCAGCUAAACAGACAGAGAAGAACGUAAACCAAACAAUUACUUCGGAGAUGGCUACAGUGGAAUUUGAUUCUUCGUAUAAGUCUUCGAAUUGUACGACGGAAGAAAAUGUCAAAUCUUAUCAAAUUCAACCUAAACAUGCUUCGUCUUCAGCCAACUCUGGAUCGCCUUCAAAUUCGACGUCUAAGAAUCAGAAAUCUAGUGUUAGAAAAUCUCGCAAAAAGGCGGCCACAACGCUUAGUAUCUUAAUCGUGGCGUUUAUUGUCUGCUGGUUGCCUUACAAUGUUGUGGCAAUCAUUCGACAUAUCUCAAGCGACCUGGUGAACGUACGAACAUGGGACAUGGUGAACUAUCUGCUUUGGUUUAAUUCUGCAGUUAAUCCUGUCUUAUAUGCAACCACGAACGUCCAUUUUCGGCGAAAUUUCAGUGAAUUGUUGGGCAAGUUAUGCACACCAUUUAAGCGAAUCUUAUGUAUGAAAUAAACCUGAGGCUCACUAUAUUAUGUAUUUUUUGUUAAAGAACAAAUAUUUGUACUGAGGCUUCACGUUGGUAUGAGGUUAGCUCCCCGGUUAGGGCGAUCAUUUACAUUCGCAUAUUCCUAUUCUCUACUCAUUAUUAUAGGCCUUUAUUUAUAAACAGUAGAACCCCUAUUAAGGGGACACCUUCGGGACCAAAAAAGUGUCCCCUUAAUAUUCAGGGGACACUAACCAAAAAUGUGAAAUUGUCCCCUUAAUAGGGGUUUUAGGCAUGUUGUCAUAUAAUAUGACAUACUGUACAAUUCUUCAUAAUUUUAUUUGUAUUAACAUAAUUAGUUACAGUAGAAUCAUAACUAAUAACAAUAAUUUUCAAGGGAAAUGCAAUUCAUUUAUAAUAUGAAAUCAGCAGAAA